AUGAUCUCUACCAUAACUGUACAGCCGGACACAAUCCCGGACGCACCAAUUCCAGCUGAAUACGAUGUGUCAAAGGACCAACCGCAGAUUCUAGAGGACUCAUUGGCUUCGGAAGAUGAGGCCGACCAGCAUCCUCUUGGAGUGCGACCGGCAGGAAAUGCCCUGACCUCGACGGAGAACGCUCAGAGACAUAUGGGGUUCUUUGGUCAGCUACCAGACAGCCUACUCUUGGUGCUAUUGGAAUUCCUGGACAACCCAUCCCUAGUCUCUUUGGGCAGUACUUGUCGCGGCCUAUAUGCGUACUCGACGUUCGAUCAAUUAUGGCGAGAUCUCGCAAUCAACGACCCUAGGGAGGACUUCGAGUGGCGCGGGAGUUGGAGAGCGUCGGUGAGACGACUUCCCACACCGCAGCUUGCGAGUGUGGACUGCCGACACCUGUACUCUGAUGCAUUGCAUCGACCGUUUCUCUGUUCACAGAUCUCGCUCAAACCCUAUGUCUGCGGCAUACCUAGACGCAACGAAAUACCGAGGCUGAAUGACUUGUCUGCCUUCGAAUUCGACAGGGCAUGGGUGGACAGGCCCUUCAUUUUGACAGAACCCGUAAAGAAGUGGCAGGUCUAUAAUGAAUGGGACCAGGAUUUCCUGCUUGCCAGAUACGGGAAGACCCCCUUUCGUGCAGAGGCUGUGGAUUGGCCCUACGAGAGAUAUGCGGCAUACAUGGCCACGACAAAGGACGAAAGCCCGCUAUACUUGUUUGACAGGGACUUCGUUGAGAAAAUGAACCUGAAAGUGGAUGCCGACGGCGCCUACCUCCCACCGGAUGCCUUCCAAAGCGAUUUAUUCACGUUGCUCAGAGAACAAAGACCAGAUCACCGAUGGCUGAUUAUUGGACCGGAAAGGAGUGGAAGUACUUUUCACAAGGACCCCAAUGCUACCAGUGCCUGGAAUGCGAUAAUUCGUGGUUCGAAGUAUUGGAUCAUGUUUCCUAGCGAUGUGCUCCCUCCGGGUGUCUAUAUGAGCGAAGAUCAAAGCGAGGUGACCUCGCCUCUCAGCAUUGGAGAGUGGCUGUUAACUUUCCAUGCCGAGGCGCGGAGCACCCCUGGCUGUCUAGAAGGCAUCUGCCGAGAGGGAGAAGUCUUGCAUGUCCCAUCUGGAUGGUGGCAUCUUGUGGUCAAUCUCAGUCCCGCCAUCGCUAUCACUCAAAAUUUCGUCCCUCGAGCCCAUCUUCGGUCCACAGUCAAAUUCCUGCGGCACAAGCCUGAUCAGGUCUCUGGUUUCAAGAACAACGUUGUCGACCCACACGCCCUCUUUAUGGACCGCUUACGGCAGUCAGACCCUGAUCUUGCGGCCUCUGUCGAAGAAACCAAAAAGAGGAAGUGGGAGGAACUGGUGCACGAUCCAAGCCAGUCCAACCAAGACUCGGGUGGUUUUAGCUUCGGAUUUGCCGACGAUGUAGAGGAAGACAUUCAAUGA
This is a messenger RNA of Exophiala spinifera, 1473 nucleotides long. RefSeq lists its product as uncharacterized. The transcript has a single exon. The record is from RefSeq and is a predicted model, not a curated record. Gene Ontology annotation, molecular function: cis-regulatory region sequence-specific DNA binding; protein binding. The coding region runs from base 1 to 1473 and encodes 490 amino acids. Gene Ontology annotation, cellular component: nucleus. NCBI's taxonomy places the organism in Eukaryota, Fungi, Ascomycota, Eurotiomycetes, Chaetothyriales, Herpotrichiellaceae.